UACGACCAUUACUAUUUUAUCAGUAAUUUUACCAAUGUUUGACUGUAAAGUACAACAAAAAUAAAAAACUUAUGCAGGUCAUUUGCUUUACGUCUGCUAAAGGUAUUCAAAUGGUUGACGCAAGUGAGGCUGUCAUAGCAACCGUAAACAUUAAACCGAAACUUACGCAGCAAUACAAGUGCUUGGUAAACUUUUAACCAAAGCGUACAUUUUUUAUCAUGAUUCCUCCUUCCGACUCCCUGCUGAAGUAUGAUUCUCCAGUGUUAGUGAGCAAAAAUACUGAAAGGAAAUCCCCAAAGAGUCGCCCUUUAAAAGUAAGUCCUCAACAGACGUCAGUCAGUGGCCCUGUCCCACCUCCACCUAAACCCAAGAGUCCCUCAGCAGAUGCCAGCCAUCAGCAAACAGAAGAGAUCUUGAAUGCUAUUCUACCACCUAGGGAAUAUAUAGAGGACGGCCAAUUAUGGGUACAGCCGGUGUCCAGUGCACCAUGCACUCGUGCAGACGUCAUAAAUUUGCAAGAAGAGCUGUACAAAAAACUACAGCAGCGCCAGGCCAGGGAGACAGGCAUAUGCCCCGUCCGCCGGGAUCUAUACUCUCAAUGCUUUGAUGAGCUGAUCAGGCAGGUCACAAUAAACUGUGCCGAGCGAGGACUUCUGCUGUUGCAAGUCCGAGAUGAGAUCCGCAUGACCAUUGCUGCCUAUCAAACGUUGUACGAGAGCAGCGUGGCCUUCGGCAUGAGGAAAGCUCUUCAGGGCGAGCAAGGAAAGUUGGACAUGGAGAACAAGAUAUUGGAGUUGGAGAGUGAGAAGCGAGAUUUUGAGAGGCAGGUGAGUGAGCAGGUGGCUAAAUGUGAGGCUAUUGAGAGACGUGAAGCCGAGCGGAGGGAAAUUGAGGAAAAGCAGCAUGCCGAAGAGGUCCAGUUCCUCAAAAGAGCCAAUCAGCAACUUAAGGCACAGUUGGAAAGUAUAAUUACCCUGAAGAACAAACCCUGAAUUAUUAAAACAACUACACACUACAAAUAAAAGUCAGUUUUAAAUGUUCUACUUCAAUAAAU
Messenger RNA from Paramisgurnus dabryanus, 1054 nucleotides. RefSeq names its product dynein, axonemal, light intermediate chain 1 (gene dnali1). NCBI's taxonomy places the organism in Eukaryota, Metazoa, Chordata, Actinopteri, Cypriniformes, Cobitidae. The record is from RefSeq and is a predicted model, not a curated record. Gene Ontology annotation, cellular component: axoneme; ciliary base. Gene Ontology annotation, molecular function: dynein heavy chain binding.